This is a messenger RNA of Oreochromis niloticus (Nile tilapia), 1366 nucleotides long. RefSeq names its product C-type mannose receptor 2-like. The record is from RefSeq and is a predicted model, not a curated record. The transcript is spliced from 5 exons. Lineage: Eukaryota; Metazoa; Chordata; Actinopteri; Cichliformes; Cichlidae. The coding region runs from base 121 to 1248 and encodes 375 amino acids.
AUGAUCUUUGUUGAAGCAGAGACAUUUUAUUGAGUGCAGUUUUCUUUAACACAACACGCAGAGGCAUCGGACUGAAGCAAGGAAAGAAGAAUAAUCAGAUUAUCAUCAAACAGAGGAAAUAUGCACUGGAGGCUUUUUCUGCUCAUUCUGAUAGGUCAGUGUUCAUUGAUUUUAUGCCAGCACUAUGAGUACUAUUUUAUUGAAGAGCCUAAAACUUGGGACGAAGCUCAGCACUACUGUAGAGAAAGAUAUAAAGACCUGGCCACAGUGCCUAACAUGAAAUAUAUGAAGACACUGUACACGGAUUCUACAGAGAAUCAAGCAAACGCCUGGAUUGGGCUGUACAGCAUCUCAGGAAAAGAAAACAGGAGGUGGCACUGGUCUCUGCCAGGAGUGGAGUUCCAUGCUGAGGAGAUGAAAUGGAGAGCAGGUGAACCUAAUGACGGAUUCAAACAUCUUGAGAACUGUGCAGUGAUUGACAUCUCUGAUGGGUUGAUGGAUUUGGGCUGUUCGUAUGACUUCACCUUUAUCUGCUAUAAUGAACAAAACAAAUCACUCCAUUUCAUUGACUCUCCAAAAGCAUGGCGUGAGGCUCAGAGCUACUGCAGAGAGCACCACACAGACCUGGCCAGUGGAGCAGAACAGUUAAAGGAAGCAGUCAGUAAACUAAAGAGUUCUGAUGAACCACUAUCAUGGAUCGGCCUGUUCAGAGACACCUGGAGGUGGUCAGAUGGGAGUAAUUAUUCUUACAGACACUGGAGAGAUGUUGGUGAGUUACCUGAAGAGCUGUCUGAAUCUGACAGAGGCACCAGGAAAUGUGCGAUGACUGAAUUAAAGAAAGAAGGAAAAUGGAAAGCUGAUGAUUGUAACACCAGCAAACCUUUCUUCUGCUACGGUGGUGGAAAAUUCAUUCUGAUCAAAGAAAACAAAAGAUGGGAUGAGGCCUUAACUUACUGCCAGCUGCACCAUCAUGAUCUGGUGUCUAUCACAAAUCCCGAAGAGGAAGAAUUAGUGAAGGAGAAAGUGAAGAACGCCACCACACCGUAUGUCUGGCUGGGACUGCGCUUCAGCUGUGUUUUUCAACUGUGGCUGUGGGUCAGUGACCGGGUUGUCUGUUAUGAGAACUGGGCCAAUGAGAAACACGCUGGACAGUGUGGCAUGUCUGUAGCCAUGGAGACAGGAGGAGAGCAUAAAUGGUUCAAGAAAAAUGAUGCAGAGAUAUUUAACUUCAUCUGUUCGCUGCGAUAGGCUUUUAAACCAGUCUAAAUGACUGCUUAUAGAGUUGAUAUUUCUCGUAAUUAUGAAGUCAAAAAAUAAAAAUAUGUGAAAACUAGAAGCAGAUAACAUAUAACAGUGAAAAUUUCUC